Belonocnema kinseyi is the source of this 1006-nucleotide messenger RNA. RefSeq lists its product as uncharacterized. Gene Ontology annotation, biological process: DNA integration. The transcript has a single exon. The record is from RefSeq and is a predicted model, not a curated record. Gene Ontology annotation, molecular function: nucleic acid binding. The annotation marks the transcript as partial. NCBI's taxonomy places the organism in Eukaryota, Metazoa, Arthropoda, Insecta, Hymenoptera, Cynipidae.
AUGGAUGCAGGUUCUCAAGCUACUCUGUAUGGAAUUCGCGAAAAUUACUGGCCAAUUGAUGGUCGAAAUGUCACACGUCAAAUAAAUCGACAAUGUAUCACAUGUUUUCGAGCAAAGCCAUGCGGAGUCAAUUAUAUUAUGGGAAAUCUCCCUGAGAAUCGAUUGUUCUCAACUAGACCAUUUCUUAAUGUCGGGGUUGAUUAUUGUGGACCAUUUCACAUUAAAGAAAAGCGCCAUCGAAACCGCAAGAAGGUUAAAGCUUACGUCUCAAUUUACAUAUGUUUUGCAAGUAAAGCCGUGCAUCUUGAGUUAGUUAGCGAUUUAUCAACUGAAGCAUUCAUCGGAAGUUUAAAAAGAUUUUUUGCUCGUCGAGGAAAAUCAAAAACAAUUUCAUCAGAUAACGCGACAAAUUUUGUUGGCGCAAGCAACGAAUUAAAAGAACUCUAUAAUUUUAUUCAAUCAGCACAAAAGGAUUCUGCACUGCAAAAUUUUUUAUUACACGAAAGGGUUACAUGGCAUUUUAUCCCACCACGAUCUCCGCAUUUCGGUGGCCUUUGGGAAGCGUCCGUCAAGUCUUUCAAACACCAUUUAUUACGCACAGUAGGUGACAAAUUACUGACAUACGAACAAUUAGAAACCUACGUAAUAGAAAUCGAAGCGAUUCUUAACUCUCGUCCUCUUUCACCACUCUCUUCCGAUCUUAAUGAUCUCCUUCCACUGACUCCUGGCCAUCUCCUGAUUGGUAGCCCUUUAACCAGCUUUCCACAGACAGACCUGCGUAACGUAGCUGCCGGGCGAUUAUCAUCUUGGCAGUUUGCUCAACAGAUGAGGCAUCAUUUUUGGUCUAGGUGGCAAAAGGAGUAUUUAAACCAGAUGAUCAGCCGCAGUAAGUGGCAAUCAGCCACUCAUCAAGACGACAUCAAGAUCGGAACUCUUGUCGUUCUACAUGAGGACAAUCUUCCACCCAUGCGUUGGCAGUUAGGUCGCAUCGUAGAAUUAUACGAGG